Molecule: messenger RNA, 2147 nt
Organism: Phlebotomus papatasi
Lineage: Eukaryota; Metazoa; Arthropoda; Insecta; Diptera; Psychodidae
Product: glucose dehydrogenase [FAD, quinone]-like
Exons: 4
Coding region: 186-2069 (627 amino acids)
Molecular function (GO): flavin adenine dinucleotide binding; ecdysone oxidase activity
Source: RefSeq, a predicted model, not a curated record
CGUCAGUCUUAAAAGAGUUCCAUUGGGGAACAGUUCAUUUUUCUAAGAUCUCUCUCCCAAAAACAAACCAGAAGGUCGGGAGUGUGUGUGAAAAUACAGAAAAAUUGGAAUAUUUCACUUUUAUCACCAAUAUAUCAAGUUUAAUAUAAUUGAACAAUUUGCGAGUCGUUUUUUUUGUGUGACUCAUGGAUCCGCUCGCCCCACUCACAGUGCCAUGUACUGCCCAUAGUGCUGGACCGGCGAAUCAGUUAAUUGGCCUUCUUAUCAACACGCUCCUUACCGCACAAUGUGCUCUUUCACCUCCCGAAAUGUGGCCUCAAGAUUAUGCACCGACUGUGUUAGAAGCAAAAGAUUUUGAGGAGUAUGACUUUAUAAUUGUGGGUGCAGGAUCAGCAGGUUCAGUUGUUGCCAAUCGCUUAAGUGAAAAUCCGGAUUGGAAAAUAUUGCUUCUGGAAGCAGGAGGAGAUCCUCCCGUUGAAUCCGAAGUACCUGGUACUUUCUACCUCCUCCAACAAUCGAACUUUGAUUGGAACUAUAGAGCGGAAAAGUCCAAUAAAGCUAGCAAAUCAAUUCCAAGUGGAAGCUCCUGGAACCGUGGUAGAAUGUUAGGUGGAUCCAGUUCUAUGAACGCCAUGAUCUACAUAAGGGGUAAUCGACGUGAUUAUGAUCAGUGGGAGUCUCAGGGGAAUCCAGGAUGGGGUUGGAAAGAUGUUCUUCAGUACUUCAAGAAAUCCGAAGGAAAUCAAGAUGACGAUUUGGUCAAAUUGGAAGAAGGGAAAUUCCAUUCAAAAGACGGACCUUUGAAUGUUGAACAUUUCCCAGAUAAUGAUCCAUUAAAAUUUGUUUUCAUUGAAGCUGCAGAAGAUUUAGGAUAUAAACACCUCAAGGAUCUUAAUGCUGAGGACCACAUUGGAUUUGGCAAAGUACAAGGAACUGUUCAAAAUGGAAAAAGAUUUAGCACAGCCAAGGCCUUCCUGAAUCCUAUUAAAGACCGUCCUAAUUUACACAUAGUCAAGAAUGCCUUUGUCCUGAACUUAGAGACCAAAGAAGGUGCAAUCACCGGAGUAAGGGUAAAUAUAAACAAUCAGCAAAUUCUUAUCGCAAAGGCCAAAAAAGAAGUGAUAAUGUCAGCUGGAGCAAUAAAUACUCCUCAUGUCCUCAUGGUCUCGGGCAUUGGUCCUAAGCAUCACCUAAGAGAUCAUAAUAUAACUGUUAUCCAUGAUACACCAAUUGGAAGAAAUCUUCAGGAUCAUGUCAUUGUGCCAAUAUUCUUUAAAUUUCACAAAUCAAGCGCAGCAGAAAAAACUAAGGAAAACAUAGCUGAGGCUAUAUACAUGUAUCUCAUUCAUAAAAUAGGAGACCUUACGAGUCACGGCACAGUUGACACAAUAGGAUUCAUCAAUACGAAAAAUGACAGUGCUUUUCCGGAUAUUCAAUACCAUCACUUCUCUUUCAAAAAGAAUGCUCCCGAAAUCCAAUUUGUCUUUCUCUCACUAGGAUAUGAGGACUACAUCAUUAAGAAAAUCGUUCAGGCCAGUAAGAAAACUGAAAUUGCGGCUAUUUUUGUAACCCUUCUCAAUCCAAAAUCUAGAGGAAGAGUCGAAUUGGCACAUCCUGAACCAGACUAUCAACCUAGAAUCGUAUCCAACUAUCUUGAUGCUCAAGAAGAUGUUAAUACACUAAUUCGCGGAAUUAGGAAAUAUAUGAAAAUGUUGAAAACAGAAACAUUUAAAAAUAAUGAGGCUCAAUUCCUAAAAAUCCCCAUACACGAAUGCGAUAAACUAAAGUAUAACAGUAAUGAAUACUGGGAAUGUUAUACAAGACAUUUAUCUACAACACUAUAUCAUCCAGUUGGAACGGCUAAGAUGGGUCCUGAUUCGGAUAAAGAAGCUGUUGUAGACUCUCGAUUAAAAGUACGUGGUGUUAAGGGAUUGAGAGUGGUUGAUGCCAGUAUCAUGCCGAAUAUUGUAUCAGGAAAUACAAAUGCUCCAACUAUCAUGAUUGCAGAAAAAGCAGCGGAUCUAAUCAAAGAGGACUGGAAAUACGUAGCGAAGCACGAGGAGUUGUGAAUAAAUAAAUUAGUAAUCAUCCUCUUAUGUCCUUAUCAUAUAAAAUUGAACAAAUAAAUGUCUUUUUACUGCAGAAAA